GGACUUGGCUUCUCCAUUCUUUAGGACGCCCCUUGUACUGUGAGCGACCAGGUGCGUGUAGUGUACGGUAAUGGAGGGAGCUGUAUGCCCCGCGGAGUGGAUAUCAGGACGCCGACCGGUCGCCUGGCAAGCUUUCUCCUGGACGAGAAGUGCACCAAGCUGACACUCACAGAGAACGCCGUGCUCACCAAGGUCCUUCCCCAUCCCUCCCUCCUCAGAACCAAGCCAAUCACGAUCACCGGCAAGUGCCCUCGGUCUCCCGGCGGAAGAUGCGUGAUCGACGGCCAGGGGAAGUUUACGGCCUUUGUCUUCCCCGUGCACGUGACGAUGGAGAACAUCGAAUUUCGGCGCGCAGCUCUGACAGCCGUGAAGGCGGAUGGCGGCUUCGUUGGCAGGAACCUUGUCUUUGCACGAAAUAGGCGGCCUGUCAACUUCGACGUCUCUCCGAACGACGCCCCUUAUACGGCGAGACUGUGCAUUUCUGGAAACUUCACUAUUUCAGACUCCACCUUCAGUGAAAACGCUGGUUACUCUGCGUUUGUGCUUGGCACCUCCGAAGGCGACACAUUCACGAGGGGAGUUAUCUCAAAAUGCACGUUCAGUAAGAAUGUGGCGGCGCGCAUUGGCGAUGCAGUGAGUUUGGGUGGGGAGAGGAGCAAGACUUCGUACUGCGUGGCGGACUCGACUUUCAUGGGGAACACGGCCGCCCAGCGGGCCGCAAUCGACGCAAGUAACGGGCAGGUGCAGAUUGUUCGUUGCACUUUCAAGAACAACAAAGCGACCGAGUUCUUUGCUGGAGCAGUUCUUAUUGAGAAGUACGAGAAGUUUUCCCUUUGCAACUGCCAGUUUUCUGAAAACACUGCCAAGGAGAGCAACAACAGCAAUCUCUUUGUGUCCCAGGUAACCACAAUACCGGCGCAACUCUGUUAUGCGGCUUUCUGCCCUGCUCAACCUCCUCUAACGGAAUUCAACUGCAACUUCAACGGCGAUCGAGACGAACCGUUCCCUUGUUUCCCGAUCACGAUCGGAGGGCCAGGAUGUGCUGUUUGUCGUUAGCCGAUACUUACAACAGCGAGAGAGUUAACUUACAACAGUGAGAGAGUUAGGCAGCAGGUGGUAGGGGAUUUGCACGCGGGAUGUCGAGAGCCAAUAAGGAGUACUUAGAGUCUCGGUGGCAUAUAGACUUUAGAAAGUUCAAUUUUCGC
Chara braunii is the source of this 1205-nucleotide messenger RNA. Lineage: Eukaryota; Viridiplantae; Streptophyta; Charophyceae; Charales; Characeae. The record is from the annotation of a GenBank genome assembly.